UGGUGUUUGUGUGAUAUCGUGAAAAAGGUGGAAAAAAAAUUGUUUUACUUUCCACGGUCCAAUCCGAUGCAAAAAUAAAUGGAAUGGGGGUGUGUAUGCUUCUGGACUAUAAACGGAGGUGAAAAAAGUGGUUGAAGUUCAUCAAUACUCUUAUACCAUCGAAAUAAUCGCGAAAAAUGCCGGCGUUGAGGUACACAAUUUAUUCCAAGUUGUUGACGACCGAAAUUGUGAGUUUUUGUGAAAGCAGAAUGAAGAAAAAAUGAAGAAGCCGGUUACUGGCCGAGUAAGAUUAUUUGCUGGGAUGAGAAGUGUAAUAAAAAGUUGAAAAUUAUACGGGAAAAUAUUGUGUGAUUGUGGGACUCGCGUUAACGCGUUUACAGGGACUUUUCUAGGUUAGGUCGCCGGUACAUAACCUGAGUGUGGCAUCUUGGAGUGAUUACGGGGAAAAAAAGUUUUACAAGUUGGAAAAUCGAAUUUUGUGUCUCAAGUUUUGUCGAUCCAUUUUUUAAUUUGCACGUUGCAGUGUUUUUUUCAUCCAUUUUAUUCAUUUUUUGUCAGUGCUGAAGUUUUAAAAAAAGGUGAAAUUUAUGAGUGAUUGGUUUUUUUGGGGCUGCGCGAUGGGUGAGGUGGAGUGAGGAUUUUUUGUGAAAAAAACGAUGAAGGCCAAUGGAACUAAUAAUGGCUGUAGCCGCUUGAAUACCCCACUGGCAGCUACAACCACCCUGGAGGAUCCAGGAACCCCAGCGUCAUGGAAGGGUCCACCACCAGGCUCGGAGGCGUCUCCAUUUACGCCAAAUUCCGUUGGCCAAGGUGGUGGCCCUGGUGGUGGCCCUUACAACAGCGCUGGUGGCCCUCCAAGUAAUGCUGGAGGUUUCCAAGGACCUUCGCCAUUUCCUGGUGGUGCUGGGAGUCCUGCAAGUGCCCCACCUUAUCAGGGGCCACCUCCUGGCUCAGGGACACCUCAGUACACAGCCUCGCCUGCACCCAGUGGCUCUUCCACCCCUGGGCCUGGUCCACCCCAAAACCAAAGUGGUUUUCCGCCCCCGCCGAAUAAUACAGGCCCCCCUUACAAUGGGCCAGGACCAAGUCCCUUCGGAUCACCUUCGAGUGGCCCUCCACAGUUUGUUGGGAGGCCUGGCUCUUCGGGGCCACCUUUUGUGCCUCCUGGAGCUGGGAAUCCCCAUUUUCCUUCGCCCGGCCAACCCUUCGGGGGCCCGCAGUAUGGAAUGCCACCAGGAAGCCCUUUUGGAGGAGGUGGGGGCCAUCCCAUGUCAGGACCCAUGGGCCCUGGACACCCCAUGAUGGGGCCUGGAGGACCUGUUGACAGAAUGGAUCAAGG
Messenger RNA from Diachasma alloeum, 1339 nucleotides. It is a transcript of the gene Chi, whose product is annotated as proline-rich protein 2-like. The record is from RefSeq and is a predicted model, not a curated record. The transcript has 2 exons. NCBI's taxonomy places the organism in Eukaryota, Metazoa, Arthropoda, Insecta, Hymenoptera, Braconidae. The annotation marks the transcript as partial.